Molecule: messenger RNA, 1959 nt
Organism: Trichomonas vaginalis G3
Lineage: Eukaryota; Parabasalia; Trichomonadida; Trichomonadidae
Product: RNA polymerase family
Exons: 1
Coding region: 1-1959 (652 amino acids)
Biological process (GO): transcription by RNA polymerase II
Cellular component (GO): nucleus
Source: RefSeq, a predicted model, not a curated record
AUGACCGAAGAAAAUCAUCAAUCAAGCAUUGCUGCAGUGACGGGUGAUGUGAUAGAGCACGAGUCUCGUCCUCCACCUAAAAAGAAAGUCACUACUCAAGCUUUUCCCGAAGUUAAAAAAUUUACUACGAAACCAGUCCUAAAAGAAAAGCCACCACCACCGCCACCAUCUAUCGAGAAAGAAGUUGCAGAAGAAGAAUCAAUGCCUCCUCCAGAUGAGUCACUUACGAAAAAUGCUUCUAGAUACGAUUUAAGCGGUAAAAAUAUAACAGGAAUGAAAUCAUCAGAUGAAACAUACAAUCAGGGACUUCAUAAUCAUGGAGAUAGCCCAGAUACUCCAGGAUACGCUAUAUAUGAAUUGGCUACUUUAUGUAGGUCCGCAAACAUCUCACAAAGAGCUGCAGCAUUCCAAACUCUCAUGAAAAUUGUCAAAAACAACAGUGAAAGUAUAAUGAGUGACUUAAAAAUGGUUCAAAUUCACAAAAUUUGCAUAAAUGCAUACAAUCCUCCAACAUCAGCAACUAUACAGCAAUACGCAGGUUCAAUAAUCUUAAUGCUCGUUACUCACUUUAAAGAACCUCUUUCAAUUUACCCUUAUCCUGCAAUUCCGAUGCAUUCUCUUUAUACAAAUGAUUUUGCUCCAUAUUUACUUGAUCUUUGCAAUAUUGGCGAGCUUGAUUCACGUAUGUACGAUGCUGCAGCUACAGUUCUUGUAGGAAGUGAAAAAAUUCCAAUGAAAUUCCUAGAUAAAGCAAAACUUUCACUUCCUUUGCUCCAUUUCAUCAGAUCAGCAUUUAUUAACUGGGGAAUUAUCAUUGGAAGUAAUUUUGUUGACAAAGCUCUUAAACAAAACAAAGAUAUCGAAAUGAUGAAAGAAGCUGCAGUUAUUUCUAGAUUCCAUUCGAAGAUCCCGCCUAUUGAUGAUAUAAAGAAGAUGCCAACUAUCGUACAAAUCAUUUUACUCUCAAGAAUUGAAGAUCCAACACCAUAUGAUUGGCUUCUAAAGGGAUCUAUCGAACUUUGCCCAGACCACUUUGUUUUGGAGUUCGUAACAAACUGCGCACUGCAUAAGAUGGUCGACGAAAACACGAUCAGAGAAAUUAUUAAAAAAUCCAAGUUCUGCCAACCAGUUGUUGCUCUUUCUGAGAUCAUACAUGAGAAGCCACAGCUACCAGCAUUUCCAAAAACCGAAGAAGAAUGCUGGGAAAGGAGAGAUGAAGUUGUCGGAUUUGUCGAGUACGUUUUGUUGCAUGAUGACUUCAGUUUACUACCUGAUUUGUUCAAAUGUCUCUUUACUUUCACAAAUCCAAGCGCUGAUAUUCUUAUGGAACAUUUAUUUAACUCAAGAGCUCCUCCUGGCCGACCACUCAACCCAGAGGAAGUUUUUAAGAUCAUUGAUAAUUGUCCUGCCGCGGAUUUACCAAGAAUUUUCGAAGUUGGAAAGUAUUUUCCGUUGCAUUUCACCGGAAGAUUCUUCCUUCGCAAGGAUUGCUUCGAGCAAGCACCUCUUUUCGAGAAAUUCUUGGAUACAAUCCCAGAUCCGAUGACUUCUGUCCACAUUUGGGAAUGUGAUACUGAAGCAUUCUUGGAAAAGUUCAUGGAUGGCUACGAAUUACCUGCUUUCCAGAAAUACGCGUUAAUGUGCGUCACACAAGGAGCAGAUAUCGAAGUAAGACACGUAAUGUGGGAUAAAUUACAAGGAAUUGCUUCCCAGUUCACAGUUGACUUCGAAAGGAAGGACCAUUACACACCGUAUGAAGAUGAUCUCGAUACUGUUCAUGAUAUCAUUGAUUGUUUGUCUUCAAAUGAGAUGAUUUUGAAAGGAGCUUUGAAAGUCGGAUACAACAUUGUACAUAAUCUUUUGAAGCAUUACAAAGGUGAUGUAAGAGGUCAGUUGAUUAUGGAGCACGUUCUGGAAAUGCCAUUGGACUGGCAAGAAGAAAUGCUCAAAGAUCUUUGA